GUCUCUUAUCGGAACAUUCACACGCACCAGCAUUUGAAACGCUGUACCUAAUAUCGGAAUCAUCACAUUAGGCUAGCAUUAAUUUGUAACCCUGUACCUCAAUUCUGAACCUCCACACUCAGCCAUCGAUUGAACCGUGUUAGUUUUUAUCAGAGCUUUCACACGCACACAAGCGAGCGUUCGCUGAAAAUUUGAAGAGAGAAGAGUUAGUGUGAGAGUGUCAUCACUCACUGGCGAAUCACUGAUAAAAACGGACUAGCAUCGCUAGAUUGGUCAUUACUGGUCGGAAGGCUUCACGGUGCGUUCAGAGAUCUCCAAGCAUAGUGACAGUGACCACUCAUCAUCAGUGAUCUCUAAUUACCAUUGACAUUAAUCUCCAGUCAUCUUCAAAAUCAGCAUUGUUACAUCAUCGUGAGGGUUCAUUUGUGAUGAUUCUGUAGAUGAAUCAGUUGGUAUAGAUGACUCUUAGUGAUUGUCAAUGAAUUUCAGUUAUCACUACUCAUCAGCAGCAAUUUCCAUCAGGAUCUAUAAACAGUAUUGGUGAGGAAUUUCUGUCACAGACGUACCCAGAAACAUUCAGCUCUUCUAAAAAAUCUUCAAUUAUAAUUUCACAAUAAGUAAUCAAUGAAAAUAUUGUAAUUUCGAUCGAUAGCAAAUUUAUGAGUGUUGAUCGAUCACAGUGACAUAAUAAUAACCACUGCAAUUGAUCAAUAAGAAAUCAAAAUGGUUUUAGUUUAUCAGAGUGUUCUUCCAUAAAUAAUAAUUUCUUAUCAAUAAUAACCAUUGGUGUCUAUUGUUUGGCUACUUCCUACAAAAAACAGUAACUCUCUUUGUUGGAUUCUCUUGAAGAUCGGUAGGUCUAUGGCAAUCGUGUAUGAUCAUUAGUUACUGUGUCCCAGCAUAGUUGACACAGUAUUAUUGUGAGUGACCAUCAGUGGAUGCUAGAUCCCUUUACCAGUGACAGUAAAAUUCAUCCAGCGACCAUCAGUAACCGUGAAUAUCUGUGAAAAUCAGCAACUUAUGCUCUCCUGUGUUCAUCAUCAAUGACUGUCAGAAUUUGUCAGUGAUCAAUGACCAUCAGUCACUACUAUAAUAACUGUUUUUUAAUUCUUCAAUAAUGGUACUUUUGACCAGUGAAGUGUCGGACAACAUAAUGGUGACAAAAGCCUUUCGCCGACAAAAAGUGCAUUCGUCAGCAGUUCUGCUGCGUCGACACACGUGUGCCGAAGUAGCACUGUGUCUGUGUGUGGGGUGUGUGCAUCGCCAUGAGAGGGACCACAACCGUCAAAAGAGGGACCACAACCGCCAAAAGAGGGACUAUUCGUGCCAAACAAAUGCAGCCACUUUGUAUAGUGAACUGAAUGCAGCUAUUGAUAGCAGCGUACAGGGCAUAGACGAGGUGUACAUAGCUCGAUGUCUUGAGGUGAAGCCAGCCCAGGUGCUGACAUGGUCGGUGAGGAGAGCCCUUGCUGCCGGUGAGAACUUCGCCAGCUGCAUUGUGCGGGUUCGCGCUCAGCUGGCUGGUAGGAGUCAACCCACCUCCUUCAUAGUCAAACGCCUCCCGGCGCCGGAGCCUGGUGGUGGCAUGCGUCAGAUUGUCCAAGAGGUUGGAAUGUGGCAACGUGAAGUGGAUGCCUACUGCACGGUUAUUCCUGUCAUCGAAAAGCUGGUUGGCUGCAAACUGACUCCUGCCCUGUUACCAGGUCCGGACCCAUCAGACAUCUGCCUGGAAGACCUGCGAGAGUCGGGUUUCAAUCCGGCAGACAGACGACGAAUGCUGGACUUUGAGCACUCAGUGGUAGCCCUUGAAGCACUCGCCAAGUUCCACGCAGGCUCAGUGGCUGCCAGACAACUCCACAAUCAGGGCCAAUCAAGGGUGGAAGAGGAGCUGUUCUUCAAGGAGUCCAGGCGGGAAGCGGCUGAAGACUUCAUGCGAGCUCCAUUUCUGUAUCUGGCUCAAGAUCUGUUGAACUCCAGCUGCCACCGGCCUGAACUCCAGAAGUACAUUGAACCGUUACUGCAUUUGGGCGAUAAGAUAUUCGACAUGUUAAUACAGGUUUCAAAACCGGUUGGGCCGUUCAAUGUGUUGAACCAUGGGGAUUUUUGGACAAACAACAUACUAUUCCGACACGACUCUACAACGGGGGAAGUUUUGGAAGCAAAAAUAAUUGAUUUUCAAAACUGUCGCUACACAACCCCCGCUCUUGACCUACAGUACUUCCUCAUGUCCAGUGUUAACGAGCAGGUACGUGAAACACAGUCAAACGAAUUGGUAGACUGUUACCUGGAGACGCUGAACAAACAGCUGAUCGUGCUAGGCCUGCCAACUCUACAGAAAGAUGUUCUGGAGCGGGACAUGGCGGCGACUGAGUGUUACGCCGUGUACUGCGCUACAGCUGUUUUGGCAACCGUCAUCAACGACCCAGGCGACUUCCACUGUGGAGUAGUCGUGCCAUCCAACAUGGACUCGUUGAACCCAUUUGUGAAAUGCAUGCGGGCAAGCAGUUAUCGGCGAAUGGUGCCCAGACUGUUGCAGUGGUUUGAUCGCAGAGGGGUUUUCGACAACAACUACUGGCCUCCAAUGUUACACUCUCCAAAUGAUGGCAUCUUGGCUUGAAAAGGCUACUUCAAGAUCCCCCUACCCUCCAAAUAAUUUCAGGACGAAGUCUGCGUCGAUACCUCCUAAUGAUAUUGCAAAUUGACAGAAUAAAAACUAGGUCUUACCAGGAGUGCUGAUAGUAUAAUGUGACUCUCAAUGGAGCACAAAUAUGAUAAAAAACAAUAUUAAUGAUUAUGCUUUUUUCAUAAUAAUAUAUUCCAUAUAUUCAUAGUGAUACAUAUAGCAUUGUUGCAAUAGGGUUUUGUUCAAGAAGUAUGCUUCAUUCUUGAUAUAAGAUAGUAAUUAUUUAUUUUAUUAGCCUACAUGAGUACCUGAUAAGAAUUGAGAACAAAAAUGUGCAAACAUUUUCAGUGUAAGCCUGUUGUGAUCAAUUCUAUGUAAUUCUCGAAAUGUCCAUGUAUAAAUCUUAUUCCUGUUUAAUUCUAUGUGUAAUUUCACUCAUGAUCACUCAAAUUACUAUAGAAAUGCGUUUUAUAAUAGUUAUAAUGGAUAAAACAAACUAUUUGAAGAGUGCUAACAAAUUUGGCUUGUGUUAAAUUUCAUUCAUCUCAACCCUAAUCUCUACAGAACACAAUAUAUAUCGUGAAUAGUGAAUAUUCCUAUCCAUCUUCAGCUUUGUUGUGAAUGACUCCUCUAAUUCAACUAAAUGGUGUUUUUUUAGUGAUAAAUUCUACUCUCAUAUACAUAGAAAGUGGG
Messenger RNA from Nilaparvata lugens (brown planthopper), 3316 nucleotides. RefSeq lists its product as uncharacterized. The transcript has 6 exons. The record is from RefSeq and is a predicted model, not a curated record. Lineage: Eukaryota; Metazoa; Arthropoda; Insecta; Hemiptera; Delphacidae. The coding region runs from base 1118 to 2617 and encodes 499 amino acids.